UUCGGCGGAGUUUCAUUCCCCGAUAGUGGAGGAAACUGCGAACUCUCCCUCCUUCUAUUCUAACCUCCUUGGCUAAUACCGACUUUUGUAUUUAUCAAUGAAUGUGGUGUGUUAGCGUUUUAUUGAUUAAUUUGAAAUGUCGGUUUCCUGUGCGUUCAGUUUUAUGACUUCCAGAAUUUCACGUAAUACCAUAUAUAUAUAUUUGCCUUUGCAUAUCUCCAAAAGAUUGAUUCAUUUGUAUAUGUUUCAUUGGGCUAGUUUUCGUGCCUAUGUUUGUUUGUAAAUACAGUUGAAUAGUGACUAUAUAUCAUCCCCAGAAAAUUUUAUUAAUUUUCAUCCUACAUCCUCAGCUGGAAAGCAUAGAAUUUCGCGCGUAUAUAAUGCGGCUUAUCGUACAUUCUUUCAUAUUUUCCACUAUUUCCCUUAGGGUAUAUCACGAAUGACUCAGUUAAACACGGGGAGGUAAUUAUAGGCUGAAGGAAAACAAAGUUCCGUUCCAUAUAGCAAUAUGCGUUGCAUAUUUUGACAUUUAAAGUGGAAUAAUUUUUCUGAAGUGCAAAAAAAUUCACUGACAAUGCAUAUCAAAUGAACUUCCAUAAAUGGUAUUUAAAUGUUCAUAUAUAAAAUCUGUAUGAGAAACAUACUAUAUGUCCUGUUUAUUCAUCUGUUUAAAAUCGUUAUUAAUUUGAAUGGGCUGAACAAAAACAGGAAGUUUAUACAUACAUAACAGCAAGAAUUUUAAUUGGAAUUUUUAAGUACUUAGUGCUAUAAUUUGGUGGUAUUUUAUGAUGGCAAAGCUUUCAAGGGCUACCUACAUGGUGGAGGGAUGCCUUUUUUGAGGAGAUACUAAAAGAAACUUGUUUGUAUCCACAUUAACUCCACAUGGCGACAUCACAAAAGUGCCUAUUUGCAUCGAAUUGAGCCUGGGUGGUAAAGAAUAAGUGCAAAAGUUCUUUCAGGAAGUGCAUUGAUAAAAUCUAGCAAGAAGUCGUGCACAAAAUAUAACAGUUCAAUUUUGCAUCAAGUAUUCAUGAAGUGCAAAGUGUAUUAUGUACAUCAUACAUACAUAAACCUCCUGUUUAAACUGCAGUGAUAUUUUACAAAAACAGUCAAAAGCAUAUUUGCACAAGAAAGUAUUCAUGGAAUGCAGUAUUAAUAUAUCAUGCAUAAAUAAACCUUUUACUUAAACUGCAUUCAUUUUUUAUAAACACUGUCACAGCGAUAGUUGCGUAAGAUAAGAAAAGCUUGGUGAAGGAUCUAAAAAGUAAUUUGGCCAGAGUUUGAUUUAGCCAAUCCAUAUUCAUGUUGAACUGCAUCAUCCUGAGAUGCACAACAAGUUGCAUUAAAUAAUGCACACAUCUGUGCAGGGAGAAACCUUUAUACGUAUGAGGUAUGUUACUAGUCAUUUCGGGAAAAGAGUAAAUUUCAUAUGCUUGGUCAGACAGAAGUUUAUGUGACAUGUCAUUUCGAUAAAGUUUUAGACUAAUAGUACAUAUGCUGCUUUAUGCAAGAUAAGAACCUCGUCUUUCUGAAAUAUGCAAUAAAUAAUUAAAAAAAAAAAAAAAAAAGAUAGGUAUUUUGAAGAUGUGUAUGCACACUAACAGGGAAGAGAGACCACAUAUGUGUGUGUAAUCUACAAGCAUUUAAAAAAAAACAAAAAACAAGUACAUACAAAAUUUUAAUGCAGGAAACAAAUCGUGUUUAUAAGAUAUGUAAUAAGUCAUUUAGAGUAAACUCUGCUUCAAGUAAGCAAAUACUUAUUCGCACAUGGAGAAACUUGAAGUGUGUGAGGUAUAAUACAAAUGACAUAAUGCUUAUUCACCGAGAGAAAUUUCAUGCAAGUGAGAUAUGAUAAAAACCAUUUUGAGAAAAGAAAAUUAAUCAAGCAUAUACUACUUAUUCAAAUUGGAGACAAACCUCAUUUGUGUAAGGUAUGCAACAAUUCUUUCAGAUUCAAAAUUGCUUUAAACAGACAUAUUCUGUGUUAAUAAACACAGAAAAACUUCAUGCAUGUGAGCUGUGUAAGGAGGCAUUUAGAGGAAAAGAUGAAUUAAACAGACAUAUGCUCAUUCACACAGGAGAGAAACCUGAUACGUGUGAGGUAUGUAAAAAGUCAUUUAAACAAAAGAAAGAUUUAAACGAACCUAUGCCGAUUCAUACAGAACAGAACCCGCAUAUGUGUGAUGCAUGUAAAAAUUCAUAUAGAUUAAAGGCUUAUUUGCACAGUCAUAUGUUUAUUCAUACUGGAGAGAAAUCUUAUGCCUGCAAGGUAUGUAACAGUUCCUUUAAAUUCAGAAGUGUUCUAAACAAUCAUAUUCGUAUUCACACAGGGGAGAAACCUUAUGUGUGUGAGGAAUGUGAAAAGCCAUUUAGAUUAAAGGGUGAUUUAAAGAAACAUAUGCGUAUUCAUACAGGAGAUAAACCUCAUGAGUGUGAGGUAUGUAAAAAAUCAUUUAGUGAAAAGCAUAAACUAAUCAAGCAUAUGCUUAUUCACACAGGAGAAAAACCUCAUUUAUGCGAGGUAUGUAAUCAUUCGUUUAGAUUCAAAAGUACUUUGAACCAGCAUAUGCUUACCCACACUGGAGAAAAACCUCAUGUAUGCGAGGUAUGUAAAAAGUCAUUUAGAGAAAAGAGUGAUUUAAAUGAACAUCGGCGUAUUCAUACAGGAGAAAAACCUCAUUCCUGUGAGGUAUGUAACAGGUCAUUUAGACAAAAAAGAGUGUUAAAGAAGCAUAUGCUUAUUCACACGGGAGGAAAACCUCUUGCAUGUGAAGUAUGCAGUAAGUCAUUUAGAGGAAACCAUAAGCUAAUUAAGCAUAUGAUUAUUCACACAGGAGAAAAGCCUCAUUCGUGUGAGGUAUGUAACAGGUCAUUUAGACAAAAAAGAGCGUUAAAGAAGCAUAUGCUUAUUCACAGAGAUAUACAUCUUGUAUGUGAGGUAUGUUAGAAGUCAUUUAGAGAAAAGAAUAAACUAAUGAAGCAUAUGCUGAUUUAUACAGAAUAAAGAACCCCAUUUGUGCUAAAUAUGUAACUAUUCCUUUGGAUGCAAGGAUUCUUUAAACCAACAUAUACUUAUUCAUACAGGUGAAAAAUUUCAUAUGUGUAAGGAAUGUAACAAGUUAUUUGGACAAAAGGGACUUUUAAAGAAGCAUGUAGACUUAUUCACACAGGAGAGAAAUGUCAUGUGUGUGAGGAGAGAAACCUCUUUUGAAUGAGUUAUGUGGCAGUACUUUUGGAUUGAAAGGUGUUUGAAACCAGCAUAUGUUUAUUCACACAGAGAGAAGUAUGACAUCAUAUAUCAGUGUUGUAAAAAAAAGACAGGUGUUGGUGUUGGGUGUGCUCAAGGUGGACGUCUGUAAUUUUUUUCUAGUGCUGUUCAUGAUUAUGAAUAAAAGUUUGCAAUGAGUUGAACUAAUAUAUGCUUGAAAAAUUAGUUCAUAAGUACAUGAGCUUCUGUCUCUUUUGUGCAUGUGAUGAUACAUGGAAUAACAGAAUUCCUCCAUGUACAGUGUGAAAAACUCAAAACUGGGAACUACGUACAAAACACUGGAAAUUUAAAAAUCAUCACAGUUACAACUUUCAAGCAUUUUUAUGUUUGAUAUGCCAUUUUUGUAGUGGUCUUUUUCAGUGAAAAUGCAUCACCAAAGUUUAGAGUGAAGAAGAUUUGUUAGUAGCUCUGAAACUAAAACUUAGUAAACAUUUGCAGGUACUCUUCUGUUACAGGGACCAGAUUCAGAAAUGUAUGUCAGUAUGCACAUGUUUAUUUAUGUAUAAACAUGUAUGUAUAUGUAUGUACACACACAUGCAUUCAUGAACAUACACAUCCAUGCAUGCAUGUAUGCGUAGAUACAUUUCUGGCAAAAUCGGAAUUCAUUUAAUAUCUGCAUAACAAUUUAUUCAGUACACAAGUACAGAAACAAUUUAAUGUAAUUUAUUAUUUUAUUUUUCUGAAAGCAAUACAUAUAUGGCCCAAGAUUUAUUUUUAUUACUCGCUUACUUGCAGCACCAAUUCAGCAGUCGCUGCUAACAGUGCUUCAAUCAUAUUAUCAUGGUAGACAUGACACCUAGAUAUUUGUUCUGCUGGGUACAAAUCUAAGUGAAGGUGAGGCAUAUUACUGUGUAGGUUUGAGCCUUCUUAUUAAUUUCUAUAAGUAUUGCAUUUUCUGGCUGUAGUAUUUUCUUCAAUGAAUGCAGAAUAAAAAUAGUGAGCAUAUUAAAUAGAGUAGGUUUUCGAUAAUUUGGCAUUCAUUUUUAGAUUUAAACAAACAAAAUUUUGCUUUUUAGAAUAUUCAAAAAGGUAAGUUUAAUGAUAAUAUUUUCUAGUAUACAAAUAAAUUUUUGAACAAAUGUGCACAAUAUUUUCCCAUAUAUUGCUGAAAGAAAUGAUUUUUUUUUCAUUAUUAAAGUUUUAUAAAAUAUUUUGUUUUAUUCUCUUUUUCUAACAUUUAUGCAUCAAGAAUUUAUGAUUUUAUUGUUUUAGAUAAAUUGUUAUAUUUGUGUGUAUAAUCUGCUGUCUUUAAAUAUAAAUUAUGAGUUUAUACUGUAGUUAACAUGUAAGGAAUUUAUUUAUUCAGAGAAAUUCAGAUGCUGAGAUCAAAUGAAAUACACCUUGUAACUAGUUGGUUUACAUUCUGUGCAACACAUGCAAACUUGUUUGUAGUACCUGCCAAUAUGUAUAAAUUCUUAAGACAAACCAUUACAGUUUAUGUAUUGCUAAAAUCUAACUAGUAUAAUAACAGUGGUAUAGAAAGCAAAAAUUUUCUUUUAAUAAAAGGAAAAUUUAAUUCUAA
Molecule: messenger RNA, 4790 nt
Organism: Stegodyphus dumicola
Lineage: Eukaryota; Metazoa; Arthropoda; Arachnida; Araneae; Eresidae
Source: RefSeq, a predicted model, not a curated record